Camelina sativa (false flax) is the source of this 1740-nucleotide messenger RNA. Its product is annotated as SWI/SNF complex subunit SWI3B. NCBI's taxonomy places the organism in Eukaryota, Viridiplantae, Streptophyta, Magnoliopsida, Brassicales, Brassicaceae. Gene Ontology annotation, molecular function: protein binding. The record is from RefSeq and is a predicted model, not a curated record.
GUCUGGUAUACUAUCAAACGGAGAAAUAAACCAAGAUAAUCGGUCUGGUAUACUAUCAACGGAGUAUAAAGUUGUACUGUACUUGGACCGGACUCGGACCUGGAUCAGAACCGGACUCGGACUCGUUUUGCGCCGCUUGGGUAAACUAGAUUUUUUCUUCUUCUCUGUCAUAACUCCGGCGAAGUAGCGUUAGUUGAACUGAGUCAUGGCCGCGAAAGAUCCCGAUUCCGGCGGAUCUGGGGAAAUUCUCCCGAUUACUCCCUCUCUCUCAGAAACUACGUCUGGAGUCACCGCAGCUUCGCAAGCGACUCAACCCCCGUCUUCUUCUUCCGAUGUCGAUACAGUCUACGUCCCUAGCUACUCCCGUUGGUUUACGUGGACUGGCAUCGACGAUUGCGAGGUCCGGUCACUACCAGAGUUCUUCAAUUCGAAAUCUACUUCCAAAAACCCUAAGUUUUACAUGUACUUGAGGAACUCAAUCAUUAAGCAGUACAGAGACGACCAUCCUCGGAAGAUUAGUUUCACUGACGUUAGGAGAACCCUAGUCAGUGAUGUUGUCUCUAUACGUCGCGUUUUUUAUUUUCUUGAGUAUUGGGGACUUAUCAAUCAUUCUAGCUCCUCCUCUGCUAAGCCUCUCAAGUGGGACGAAAAGUCCGCCGGAGAUGCUUCUUCUGAGCCUCCCACAACUGCCAAAGAGACUGCAAAGAGAAUCUGUAAUGGCUGCAAAUCUAUUUGCAGCGUAGCUUGUUUCGUCUGUGAUAAGUAUGAGUUGACAUUGUGUGCGAGGUGCUAUGUCCGUGGUAACUAUCGCGUUGGUAUUAACUCCACAGAGUUUAAGCGUGUUGAGCUUAGCGAGGAGUCCAAAAAAGUGUGGUCCGAAAAGGAAACUCUGCAGCUGAUGGAAGCUGUUAUGCACUAUGGAGAUGACUGGAAGAAGGUUGCAACUCAUGUUACUGGUAGAACUGAGAAGGAUUGUGUUUCGCAGUUUGUCAAGCUUCCUUUUGGGGAACAGUUUGUAAAAGAGUCUGACUCUGAGGAUUCCUUGGAGGCUUUUGAUCAGAUCAAGGGAUCUGCUGAUCUUGAAUCUGGAGGAAGUGAUAAAGAAGGUUCUUCUCCCAAUAAGCGGCUGAGAUUGACACCUCUUGCAGAUGCUAGCAACCCAAUAAUGGCUCAGGCUGCUUUUCUUUCAGCCUUGGCUGGCACAAAAGUUGCAGAAGCAGCAGCUCGAGCGGCAGUGACAGCUUUAUCUGAUGUAGACUACGAGGCUGAAAAAAAUGCCACUGGAGACCCAAAUCGACAAGACGCCAAUGCUAACUCGGGUGGUGAAAUUACCAACUCAGAAAGAGAUUGGGCUGAUGCAAAAUCUCUGAUCCAGAAGGAAGAGCAGGAGGUAGAAGGAGCCAUCAAAGAGAUCGUAGAAGUGGAGAUGAGGAAGGUUAGAGAUAGGAUUGUACAUUUCGAGAAACUGGAUUUGGAAAUGGAGAGAAGCCGGAAACAAUUGGAGGAUAUGAAGAACCUGCUUUUCACUGAUCAGUUAAACAUUUUCUUCCACACAAGAAAAGCCCGGAAAUCUGAAGAUAGAGUAGAUGUUAAAACUUAAAAGUUAGAACGAACUUAAAAUUCGAAACUGUUAUUUCUUCUUCGAAUUUUGCCUUGUUAAGAAGAUGACUCAUUGACUCGUAUUGUAGUUUACUUGAGAUUUGUGAGGUAACAAAAUGAGAUGAGAUCGAGUUGGUGGUA